Penicillium odoratum is the source of this 2547-nucleotide messenger RNA. RefSeq names its product putative RSC complex subunit (RSC1). Gene Ontology annotation, cellular component: RSC-type complex. NCBI's taxonomy places the organism in Eukaryota, Fungi, Ascomycota, Eurotiomycetes, Eurotiales, Aspergillaceae. Gene Ontology annotation, biological process: chromatin remodeling. The coding region runs from base 1 to 2547 and encodes 848 amino acids. The transcript is spliced from 5 exons. The record is from RefSeq and is a predicted model, not a curated record. Gene Ontology annotation, molecular function: chromatin binding; protein binding.
AUGGAUCAAGUAGAACAAGAGGAUUCACAUCCUCAGCCUCGGACGGAGGAGCUUGUUACAUCUAUCGAAGAGGAUGGCGUUAUCACCGAUGACAAAUGGAAGGCUAUGAUGGAUGUUACAAUGGCGAUAUAUGAUUUUCGUGAGCCAGAUGGUCACGAUCCAUCACGACUUUUCCACCGCAGUGUCAACAAGCGCCUUGUCCCAGACUACCAGGAUAUUAUUAAGGAGCCGGUAGCUCUUAGUAUUCUGAAGCAGAGAAUCAACAAGCGUGAAUACAAGCAGUUCUCUGAUUUUGUGCGCGAUUGCGCCUUGAUUUCCCACAACGCGCAAACUUACAACAGACCCAAGUCGCAAGCCUAUGAAGAUGCUCUCGUGAUAAAGGAGGUUUUCCACGAUCAAUUCAAGAAGCUUGUUACCAACGGCAUAAUCACUCCCGAGGAAGCCAAAUAUCCUGACCUAGGAGAGAUUCCUGAGGCGGAUCCUUUGCCCGAUGACGACGAGGAAGAAGAGGAGGAAGAUGAAGAUGACGAAGAAGAUUCUGAAGACGAGGGACGCCGCCGAAAGAAACCUGGCCCAAAACCUGGCUUCAAGCGUGGCACGAAGGAAUCGCAGAAACAGGAGCCGGAUCUUCGCAAAAAACGAGGUCGGCCUCCUCGCGUGGAUACUCCGAUGGAAACUCGCAUUAAAACCAUUCUUAAGGGAAUCCGGAAGUUCAAGGGACCCGGUGGCCAUUUGAAAAUCGCUCACUUCGAGCGUCUUCCAGAUAAGGCUGCUUAUCCGGAUUACUACAUGGAGAUUAAGGAACCGAUUGCCAUCGACAUCAUCAAGCGCAAGGCCAAGCGCAAGAAGUACAACUCCGUCGACCAUUUCAUGCGGGAUCUCGACCUCAUGUUCGAUAACGCUAAGGCCUACAACCAAUCGGAAAGUCAAAUUUACCGAGACGCUGCUGAUUUGCAAGUGGAUGCCCGGAAAUUGGCUGAGCAGGAGAAGAAGAAACCCGACAGCGAAUACUUGAUGGAAGACGGUAGAUUCCCGUUGCCAAAUGGUAUUCUACAUCGAGGCGAGCUGUGGAAGGUUGGAGACUGGGUUCACAUUCAAAACCCUAAUGAUGUGACGAAGCCCAUUGUGGCGCAGAUCUAUCGGACAUGGCAAGAUUCCGAGAAUGAACAAUGGAUCAAUGCAUGCUGGUAUUAUCGCCCUGAACAAACAGUUCACCACUUUGAGAAACAUUUUUAUCCCAACGAGGUGGUGAAGACCGGUCAAUACCGAGAUCAUCGCGUCGAUGAAAUCGUUGACCGUUGUUUUGUCAUGUUCUUCACUCGUUAUAGCCGGGGACGCCCACGGGACUUGGCACCCGACAAGGAGAUCUAUGUUUGCGAAGCUCGAUACAACGAAGAGAAGCACAAGCUCAACAAGAUCAAGACAUGGGCGAGCUGCCUGCCAGAUGAGGUGCGCGAGAAGGACUACGAAAUGGACCUCUUUGAUUUGCCUCGGAAGAUCAAGAAGAUCCCCAGUCCAAUUAAGCAUUUGCUGAAGGAGGAUGCCAAAGAAACGGAUGAUCUUCCCCGACCAACCUGGGGAGCAGACAAUGCGCCGCCUGUCGUUGGUGCUGUUCACCGUCGCCCUCGUGACGAGAAUGAAUCUCCACCACCAGAGCCAACCCCAUCUCCACCACCUACUCUACCUCCAUCCGCCAUGGCAUCUGUCACCCCCGGUCAAUCUAUGAGCCAGCCCCUCUUAGGUGCUACCAUGGGCUCGAGCCAUAUCGCGGCUCCACUUCAGACACCUAUACCGACACCUGCUGUAGCUCAGACGUCACCAGCACCUAUUCCCCAAGCGACAUUCCAGCCUCCAAUGAACCCGCAGAUGUACCAAGGUUCCAGCCAACGUCGCCCGAGUAGCUUCGUGCCUCAAACGCCAACUGGCGUUUAUCAAGCAUCACCGGCAGCGCAUCAAUAUUCGGCAGCACAGCCAACGCCAUAUGCGGCCCCCUACUCCACCAACCGUGCUCAUGCCGCGGCACCUGUGUACAAUCCCAAUGCUCCCCGUGCAGUGGAAGUCUUCCACCUUGGGGAUGCGGCCAACGCAGCCAUUCCCGCCGACAUUCGACAGCAAUUUCAUUGCGACGAGAGAGGCCAUGUCUUAUUCUUCACGGCCCCUCCUCUAGAUAUCAUCACACCAGCUCAGCCGGAGUUGACACACUCUCUCAAAUAUCUUGCUACCAAAGAGGAGCGUCAGAAGCACGUCGCAGAAAGGAAGCGCAAGCGAGAGGAAGAAGAGAAACAACGAGUGGAUGAUGAAAAGCGACAGCGUGCCAAUGAAGAGACUGACAUUACAGUCCGGCUCGAGGCACUGGGCCCGAGGGCCAUUGGAUGCAUGAUGAAACAAGUCGUCGCCGGCACGGAGGAGCUAUACAAGCUACUUUAUCAAGAUCAAGCCGACAACGCCCGUGCUGCAGACUUGAAAUCUCGCGAAAUUAGAAUUCUAGCUGAUCGUUUGGCUCGUCAAAAGACAAGCCACAUCCAGCAACAGUCCAGGAAGAACUGA